CCGACCCUGCGCUCACUAGUUGUGUCUCGCGUUCUUGCAGAUCUGGAGCAAACCUGCCAACCCACCUACUUCCUGUAGUCAGCAAUUCCAUCCCUAACUGAGGGAAAAAAAGGGAAGGAAGAAUUUUCUAAGUGUUCUAAAUAAGGCUUUCUGAAAAGCAAAACUCCACUCGCAUGUGUGCUGGGAGGCCGUUGCGUCGAUCGUGGGUAGAAGUAAAACACGCUGUGGGUUCAAAACAAGAAGUGUAUUAACCCUGCAAAUCCAUGGCACGGAGAAUACAAUUGAUGCGCAUAUUUUUUGCAUGAAAGUGAAAUCAGUUCAAACUCCGAGCUUGGGAAGGGAACUCAUCCUACGUUCUAUCAGAAUCCCAAGUGCGUUCAUGUAUUGGAAAAAUGAGGUUUUGGCCCCUCUACCAGAGGGAAAUAAGUUUUUAUCCGAAGGAAUUCCCUCAAAACAGGUGAUUUCUCCAGAAACGCCGCAGAGUACACCGGGUGCCUCGCGCUGUGUGGAAGCCAAAUACACACACGUCAUGUCUCACUCAGACGGAGAAUCCCACCGAUCGAACAUGGAGAGGGAGGACACGCGCUCCUCCCCAAGUCCCCCCUCUACCCCGUAUAUCUGCUCACCUAUCUCCACCGCCUCCUCCGUUCCGUCCACGGGGAAGAACGUGUGUGCGAGCUGUGGUUUGGAGAUCCUGGACAGAUACCUUCUCAAGGUGAAUAACUUGAUCUGGCACGUGAGGUGUCUAGAGUGUUCUGUCUGCCGGACGUCGUUGCGUCAACACAACAGCUGUUACAUCAAAAACAAAGAGGUCUUCUGUAAAAUGGAUUAUUUCAGUAAGUUCGGUACAAAGUGUGCCCGGUGCGGCCGCCAGAUCUACUCCAGCGACUGGGUGCGUCGAGCCAGGGGCAACGCCUAUCACCUGGCGUGCUUCGCCUGCUUCUCCUGCAAGAGGCAGCUGUCCACGGGAGAGGAGUUUGGCCUGGUAGAGGAGAAGGUGCUCUGCAGGAUCCACUACGACACCAUGGUGGAAAACCUCGAACGAGCUGCCGAGAGCGGAAGUGGCAUCACUCUGGAGGGGGCAGUGCCAUCAGAGCAGGACAGCCAACCCAAGCCUGCCAAGAGAGCACGCACCUCCUUCACUGCUGAGCAGCUGCAGGUGAUGCAGGCUCAGUUUGCACAGGACAACAACCCUGAUGCACAGACCCUGCAGAAACUGGCGGACAUGACGGGUCUAAGCAGGAGAGUCAUACAGGUUUGGUUUCAAAACUGCAGAGCAAGACACAAAAAGCAUACCCCCCAGCACAGCGGACCCCCGCAAGGCCACCCCCAGUCCCGGAUGCCCCCUUCACUGCCCGACGACCUGCAUUACUCCCCCUUUGGCAGUCCUGAGAGGGCACGCAUGGUGGCCCUGCACGGAUACAUCGAUAGUGAGUGUUACAUUGGCCACCCGUUCUCCGUUCUAACGCCACAGAGCCUGAACCCCCAUCAAGCCAUGUCGCUACCCCAGCUACCCCUCAGCCGCUAACUAACGGACGCUGCCGCCGCUGCCACCACCCCGACCUCUGACCCUUGUACCCUGACCUCCCAUCAGCAAUCUCCGUCCACCGACUCGAACCCAGAGGUCAAACAUGAUGAAUCGAGAAGCUCUCUACUCUUGAGCUCUCACCCUUAACCACUCUGGACGGAGAGAGAGACUUCCUCAUCGACUCUUUUCCUAUGAACAGGAUUAUGAUUAUACAGCCAGUCUGACUGUUGUCAUGGAGGAUGUGAGCCCUUCCUUUUGCUCACUGGGACUUAUUCACAGUCAAGACACAUCCAACUAGACUAUGAGCUCCUUGUGCAGAGCAGGACUGAAAGGACUCCUCUCUCCAUCCUCUGAUGUGGGUGACAGGACCAGGCUAACAGGAGUACAGCCUCAUGUGCGCUGUCAGAUUUCUGAAGAUUUACUUAUGAGGGAAAAAAACGACAAGGGAUUGGACUUGUGGGCUUGACAGAGGACACUGAGGUAAGAAACCUCCCUCCUUUCUCUCUUUGAUGAUACCAUAAAGGAAUGUGAAAUAACUGACAGUUUUGGUGUGCAAUCUACUUCGAACUCAAAACGAGUAUUUUUUUUAUUUUUAUUGGUAUUGUUUGAAAUCAUGUGGUAAUCAGCUCUCCGUUAAUACACUGUCACCCGCAGCCUUCUGUAUAGGAUAUAAGCCUCAGAUGAGGAUAGAUUGUGUGCCUUAUCUUAUCAAUGAUAAGCAAACAGAACGACCAUAAUAUGGUUGUUUUGAAUUAUGAAUAAUUUCUAGGCAGCUGAAGUAAAACACAAAAAUUCACAGAAAAACUAAAAACUCUAAUUUAUUAGGAUGAUUUUUUAAAUAGUGGCAAGGUGUAACUUUACAUUUUUACUGGUGAAAAUAUUGAAAGAUUUUUUUGGGGCGAUUUGAAUUUUCACCAUAUCCUCUUGUGCAAAAAUGAUGAUACAUAUCAAUGUAUUGUUAUAAUAUGGAUAUUUCAAUCAUUUGAAGCUCCAAAUUGUAAAAUUAUGAUUUACUGUAACACCCUUGUAAGGCUUUUGACAUUGACAUACCUCUGUUAAAUGUUUAACAAUCGCAUUGAGUAUGAGAGAAAGAGAGGGAGGUCUGAAAUGUGUCUUCCUCCAGUUGUAAAAAAGGACUAAAAUAUAAUACAUGUCACAUUGCAUGUAAUAGCUACCUUUUUUAACCAGAUGUAUUGUCACUAAUUUAUAAUUUAUGUCUGUGCAGGAUCCAUGUCAGGUCAGUGUUUUGUUUUUGUCUUCUACAAUUGUCCAGCAUGUGUGCUUCACUUCUAUGCGGUGAAAUGGAGAUGUGGUACAAUGACAGUUAGCGGACUAGGGAUAUGAUGUGUAUAUAGACGUCUGUGGCUGGUCAGCCUGACUGGCAGACAGACAGGGGAGAUGGAGGUUGUGUGAAACUGUAACUUUGUGUCUUGGCUGUGGAGUGGAGUCAGUGAGGAAUAGGACCAUGUGUUUACGAAGGGACUAAGGGAGACAAGACCUCGAUGUUCUCGUAUUUAUUGAGACAAUAGCCUGUAAGCACUUUUUUUCCCGAAAAUUGUCAAAAUGGUCGUUUUAUUAAAAAAUUUAAUGAAACAGAAGUUUAUUUGAUUGACUGUGCAUUACAUAAAUGUUUUGUGUACUAAAUGCAAUAAAACGGACUUAAAAAUGUGA
Molecule: messenger RNA, 3199 nt
Organism: Coregonus clupeaformis (lake whitefish)
Lineage: Eukaryota; Metazoa; Chordata; Actinopteri; Salmoniformes; Salmonidae
Product: LIM/homeobox protein Lhx6-like
Exons: 9
Coding region: 302-1528 (408 amino acids)
Biological process (GO): neuron differentiation; forebrain neuron development; regulation of transcription by RNA polymerase II
Cellular component (GO): nucleus
Molecular function (GO): RNA polymerase II transcription regulatory region sequence-specific DNA binding; DNA-binding transcription factor activity, RNA polymerase II-specific
Source: RefSeq, a predicted model, not a curated record